This is a messenger RNA of Suillus subaureus, 432 nucleotides long. RefSeq lists its product as uncharacterized. The record is from RefSeq and is a predicted model, not a curated record. Lineage: Eukaryota; Fungi; Basidiomycota; Agaricomycetes; Boletales; Suillaceae. The annotation marks the transcript as partial. The transcript has a single exon.
AUCAUUACCCUCAAAACGAAAGAAGGCACCAAUCAGAUACUCCAAUUCAGUAUAUUGAUAGAAGGCAAGAAAGUAUUCAGACACAAACUCCUCCCAGAACCAACACAAUGCCUCAAAUGUCAAUCCUAUGACAGAACACACAUCGCUGCAGAGUGCACUCAAGAUCAUGACACAUGUGGAAUGUGCGGCAUGCAUCAUUGCACAGCAACAUGCAAAGUUGACAACCCUAACUACUACCAAUGUACUAACUGUGAUUGUCAAGGUCACACCUCAUGGAGCAGAGACUGCCCAUCCUUUAUCAACAAGUGGGAAUCCCUCAAGAACAGAUCCAAAGACUCGAAGUACCGAUACUUCCCUACUGAUGACCCCCUCACGUGGGAAACAAUAGCUAACAACAUCGAGCAAUGGACUGAACCGCCAAGACAGCCAGCA